Molecule: messenger RNA, 1430 nt
Organism: Talpa occidentalis (Iberian mole)
Lineage: Eukaryota; Metazoa; Chordata; Mammalia; Eulipotyphla; Talpidae
Gene: ANGPTL3
Product: angiopoietin like 3
Exons: 7
Coding region: 1-1383 (460 amino acids)
Biological process (GO): phospholipid homeostasis; triglyceride homeostasis; cholesterol homeostasis
Source: RefSeq, a predicted model, not a curated record
AUGUACACAAUUAAACUCUUUCUUUUUAUUGCUCCUCUAGUUUUUUCUUCUAAAAUUGAUCAAGAUUAUUUAACAUUUGAUUCUAUAUCUCCAGAGCCAAAAUCAAGAUUUGCUAUGUUAGAUGAUGUAAAAAUUUUAGCCAAUGGCCUCCUUCAGCUGGGACAUGGUCUCAAAGAUUUUGUCCAUAAAACUAAGGGCCAAAUUAAUGACAUAUUUCAAAAACUCAACAUAUUUGAUCAGUCUUUUUAUGACUUAUCACUGCAAACCAAUGAAAUCAAAGAAGAAGAAAAGGAACUUAGAAGAACUACAUCCAAACUGCAGGUCAAAAAUGAAGAAGUGAAGAAUAUGUCACUUGAACUCAACUCAAAACUUGAAAGACUUCUAGAAGAAAAAAUUCUACUUCAACAAAAAGUGAGAUAUUUGGAGGAACAAUUAACUAACUUAAUUAAAAGUCAACCUGAAAUUCAGGAACACCCAGAAGUAACUUCACUUAAAACUUUUGUACAACAGCAAGAUAAUAGUAUCAAAGACCUUCUGCAGACUGUGGAAGAACAAUACAGACAAUUAAACCAACAACACAGCCAAAUAAAAGAAAUAGAAAAUCAGUUAAGAAAAACUGGUAUUCAAGAAUCCACAGAAAACUCUCUUUCUUCUAAACCAAGAUCACCAAGAACUACUCCUGCUCUUCACAUGAAUGAAACAAAUAAUGUAGAACAUGAUGACAUUCCUGUUGAUUGUACCACCAUUUAUAACAGAGGUGAACAUACAAGUGGCAUCUACUCUAUUAGACCCACCAACCAUCAAGUUUUUAAUGUCUACUGUGAUGUUAAAUCAGGCAGCUCAUGGACAUUAAUUCAACACCGAACAGAUGGAUCCCAAAACUUCAAUGAAACCUGGGAAAACUACAAAUAUGGUUUUGGGAAGCUUGAUGGAGAAUUUUGGUUGGGCCUGGAGAAGAUAUACUCCAUUGUGAAGCAAUCUAAUUACAUUUUACGAGUUGAGCUAGAAGACUGGAAAGACAACACAUAUUAUAUUGAAUAUUCUUUUCACUUGGGAAAUCAAGAAACCAAUUAUAGACUACACCUUGUUGAGAUUACUGGAAAUAUCCCCAAUGUGCUUCCACAGCACAAAGACUUGGAAUUUUCUACUUGGGAUCACAAAGCGAAAGGACACAUGAACUGUACAGAAAGUUAUUCAGGAGGCUGGUGGUGGCAUGAUGUAUGUGGCGAAAACAACCUAAAUGGUAAAUAUAACAAAAUGAGAGCAAAAUCUAAACCAGAGAAGAGAAGAGGAAUAUGGUGGAAGUCUCAAAAUGGAAAGAUAUACUCUAUCAAAUCAACCAAAUUGUUGAUACAUCCAACAGAUUCAGAAAGCUUUAAGUGAACUGAGGCAAAUUAAAAGGCCAAUAAAUUAAACAUUAAACUCAUCCC